Messenger RNA from Cimex lectularius (bed bug), 1112 nucleotides. RefSeq lists its product as uncharacterized. The transcript has a single exon. Gene Ontology annotation, biological process: intracellular signal transduction. Bases 99 to 1058 code for a protein of 319 amino acids. Lineage: Eukaryota; Metazoa; Arthropoda; Insecta; Hemiptera; Cimicidae. The record is from RefSeq and is a predicted model, not a curated record.
UGAAUUAACACACACUGUUAGGAGGUGGUGAAGCCUUACGAUUUUAAAUCCAAUAAGCCGUUCGACUGUAAACCCCCUGUGGUCAGUUUUGCUUAAGCAUGGAUGAAAUACUGGAUUGUUUUUUCGACCAAGUGUUUUCCGAGAUGGAGAGGGACUCCUUAUUGGCCAAAUAUAAAAGAAGGCAGCUGGUGGAAUACUUGUCGACUGUGAUCCAGGGUUGCACCAGGGUCGAGGGAGAUUCGAACGCAGCUUGUCGGAAGUGCGUCGUCAGCGCGCUCGACUUUCACGACGCGACAAAAGGGAAAAACGGCCAAAUCUGCCUCAUGGGCAAGUACCACAACGUUCUUUACGUAGCCGCGAAACUUGCGUUCGACUGGAACUUGCAAGACUCCGAGGUCGUUGCACGUCUCUUGGAAGCGUUGUACCUCUGCGAACGAGCUUUCGACAGGCUCAUGAGCGGUGCGAUAUUCGGCCCGAAAGCUUCAGGAGUGAUAUCAGGUUGGAAGAGCGAUUUCGACACGAUAGAGGAGAACGUAAACGCCGUCGGGUAUUUUUUAGAGCACGCUUGCAGAGAAAAAGCAGAAUACAAGACGAAAAACGGCCGUGUCCGUUUAGUCGACGUACCGAUGGAAACGUACGGACGCACAACGCCCGCGACCGUGGCCGUUCAAGUCACUAGGCCGGAUUUUCUUCUCCUUCUCCUACAACACGGGGCGCAAGUGUUCAUCGAGAACUCGCCCUCCCCGUUGGAAGUUCUGCUGAAAAGACUGAGCGACUCCCCAGACCGGAUUCCGAGCGGACUUCGCCAGUGUCUCUUCGUUAUAAUGAGAGUUGUGACUUUUCUACCGUGGAGGGGGGAGGAAGAAUUUUUGGAACCCUAUUUUCCAGGUUUGAAAUUCAUACCUGAAACAAGGAUGGCGUCACCUCCCGAAUUGAAACAUUUCUGCAGGAUCGCGAUAAGGACGAGACUACACGAAAACUUUCAAUUGCCAAUUGGCAUUUGGAGUCUACCUGUACCAGAAUCUUUACAACAUUAUAUUAAUAUCGAGGAAGACUGAUAUAUUGUAAUAUAACAUUUUACACCAAUUUUUAUUAAAAUAAUAAUCUUUAAA